GCAAUCAUCAUAAAGAUGUGAAAACAAAUAUUACUUAUUCUUCAAAUUUAAUAAAAAUUUCAACGCCGGAUAAAAGGUGGGAAUCGAUUGUUAUUCAAGAAAAAGAAGAAUUUACAACUUCUGGGUAUUUUCAACCAGGAGAAAGAGGCCGGCCAUAUUGAAAUCAUCCAACAUGUAGAGCUGCUCGACUCCUAUUUGAGCAUGUCACAGCGUGCUACAGCCGUUUAUACAAACACUCAAAGAUAACUGGUAAUGAUGAUGGAUUUCUUACAACCCUAUUCAGGCUGUGCGCUGACUGGGACGAACACAAUGCAUCAGAAAUGGAAGUUAAAGUUAUGAAAUAUUUAUCAGAAGAUCUUGACUGUGAAAAAUGUUGCUUACUCACUGUAGAAGAUGACCUCAGCAAUUUUGUAUCCCGAGUUAUCGGUAGUGAAAUAUUAGAAGUUGAAUAUUAUACUCCGUUAAAAGGAGGAUUUUUUGGGACCAUGUCAAGAAACCGUCAACCAAGAAUUAUGCAACAGUUUCUUCCUAACGAACAAGACUCUCUUCAAGAACUUUUUAAAACUGCAGUUUCUUCAUUUAUGUGCGUUCCUAUAAUAUCUCAUUCAUCAAAAGAAGUUGUUGCUCUAAUAUGUGCUUGUAAUAAAAGCAAUGGGCAAAGAUUCACUGUGAAUGAUGUUUCAAAUGUUCAAACCUGUCUCCGUUACACGUGGACACUUCUCACAUCUUCUCUGGCACUUCAGAAGGAAAUCAAAGUUAAAGAUGAAUGCCAAGCUAUGCUGCAGAUUGCAAGGAAUUUAUUCAGUCAUUUAGAUGAUGUUACUAUCCUUCUUGGCGAAAUCAUACAAGAAGCUCGGACAUUAACGAACGCUGAACGUUGCUCUGUGUUUCUUGUUAAUAAAGAAACAAAUGAGCUGGUUGCGAAAGUUUUUGACGGUAUUAUAACUGUCGACGAGUCAUUAGAUCCGAGGCAAUAUGACUUUGAGCAAUUCAACGACGAUCGUGAAUUGGGAAUGAAUGAAGUGAGGCUGCCGUUAUCUCAAGGAAUAGCAGGACAUGUCGCAACUACAGGUCAAACCCUCAAUAUUACUGAUGCAUACUCUCAUCCUCUCUUCUACAGAGGAAUCGACGAGGCCACCGGAUUUAAAACAAGGAAUAUUCUCUGUUUUCCUAUUAAAGAUGAUGGAGGAAAUGUUGUUGGUGUUUCACAACUAUGCAAUAAAAUAAAAGGUCAUGCUUUCACUCAAUAUGAUGUAGACCUUGCAGAAAGGUUUGCUGUUUUCUCAGGAAUUUCUAUCUCUCAUUCUCUUCUAUACAAGCAAGUAAUUGAAGUUCAAUGCAGGAAUCAACUAGCAAAUGAGUUAAUGACUUAUCAUAUGAAGAUCCGUCAAGAAGAAGUUGAUCAAUGUUUAAAGUCUCUACCGGAUUCCGCAACAUUUUUUGACCCUGAUUUCAGUAAUUUUGUUUAUUCACCAAGAAUGCUUGAUGAUGAAUUGAAAUGCAUGGCAAGCGUGCAGAUGUAUAUUGAGCUGGACCUGGUCGCUCGUUUCCACAUUUCAACCAAGACCCUCACCAAGUUUAUCAUGAUGGUAAAGGAAGGCUACAGGAACCCACCGUACCAUAACUGGAAUCAUGCUUUCUCUGUUGCUCAUCAUGCUUACCUUAUGGCAAAGAACUUAAAUUUUGGAGAAAUUUUUGGUGAUUUGGAAGUCCUGGCUCUUCUGACGGCAAGUCUAUGUCACGACUUGGACCACAGGGGGACGAACAACGCUUUCCAAGUAUCAUCUGCAUCAACACUUGCUGCUUUAUACAGUUCACAAGGAUCUGUUUUAGAGCAUCACCAUUUCGCUCAAGCAAUGUGCAUUCUCAAUUCUGGAUCAUGCAAUAUCUUUGAAAACAUGAGCAAAGUGGAUUAUGUGAGAGUUCUUGACCUCAUUAAAGACAUCAUACUCGCUACAGACGUCGCUCAUCAUCUUAAAAUCGUUCCAAAACUAGAAGAAAUGGCCGAACGUCGUCUCGAUCCAUCAAAUUGCAACGAAGAAGAGAAAUCUUUGCUGCUAGACCUCAGUAUGACGGCUUGCGAUUUGUCUGAUCAAACUAAGGAUUGGAAGAACACAAAGAAUACUGCGGAACUGAUUUACAAGGAAUUCUUUAGUCAAGGUGAUAUGGAAAAAUCUCGAGGAAUUCUUCCAGCGAUAACUAAUGAUAGAGAGAGAGCUUGCGUUCCUGAAUUGCAGAUAAAUUUUAUGGAACACAUUGCUAGACCUGCAUACAGGAUUCUCUCAGUAAUUUUCCCUCCAUAUACCGAAGCCUACGAUCGUUUUGAUUCAAAUGUAGAACGAUGGAGACUCGUUUGCACAAAGUUUAAAGAACUUGGAUUGCCGAAUACUGGAUUAUUGGACUUUAUAACAGAAGAUUUCGAAAAAGAAUUAUUCUGAGAAAAGUCUCACGCAAUGGGAGGGGGGGAUUCACCGCGAUGUGUGAACAUGUUUUGGUUCUGUUUCAGACAUUAGACAACGGCAGCAUAUGUGUAAUGUGCACCACAGUUGAUAACUAGUGGUAUAUUUGUCGAUUUGAAACUUGAGAAAACGAAGUCGUACGUAAUGUGAUGAAUUCUCGGGGACGCGCAAAUUAUUUGUGUUUUAGACAUAAAAUGACCGCAGCAAUUGUGUAAUGUCUGGUACUCCCGUAGUAUGUGUACCAGGUUAGGGUUAAGACAUAAUUUUAUUUCGUUUUUCCUUAAUUUAGUUUUAUUACGAGUUCGUGAACUGUCUGUGUUAGUCAAGUGAAUAUAUCCCCUGCCUAUAGGUUUCAGUUCCUUUUCACAACUUGAUGUAAAUUGGGCGAACAAAAUUAGUUACCUCCAUAUUUUUACACACACUUCUGGAACGCUGAAUUUUUGUACAGCCCGUCAUGUUAAUGUACCUCACGUAGUGUCAUACAUAUGUUUUCUGAAACGUAGGAUGCUGUUGUUAGUGAGUUCUAUUCAAAAGAGAACCCAUUUCCUAACUUUGGAUCCUCUCACUGGUUGGCAGUUGUCAUAUGCAAUAUACAGACAAGACAAAUUUUCAAAUUAAUGCUGCUAGUUGAUGCUGGAUCAAGCCAAAGAGUUGGAUUGAAUUGAAAUUUGUAAUUAUUGGCGAUUUGAAACCGUGAAAAUUCGUGAAAUCAAAA
Messenger RNA from Styela clava, 3174 nucleotides. The record is from RefSeq and is a predicted model, not a curated record. NCBI's taxonomy places the organism in Eukaryota, Metazoa, Chordata, Ascidiacea, Stolidobranchia, Styelidae.